Molecule: messenger RNA, 2006 nt
Organism: Austrofundulus limnaeus
Lineage: Eukaryota; Metazoa; Chordata; Actinopteri; Cyprinodontiformes; Rivulidae
Gene: brd7
Product: bromodomain containing 7
Exons: 17
Coding region: 55-1914 (619 amino acids)
Biological process (GO): regulation of transcription by RNA polymerase II
Cellular component (GO): nucleus
Source: RefSeq, a predicted model, not a curated record
CUUCCGCUAACCCAUCCUAGCUAGCAGCAGGGCGGCUAAACCACAACACAAACAAUGGGCAAGAAGCACAAAAAACACAAGUCCGACAAACAUGGAUAUGAAGAUUACGGAGACCGGCCGCUGAAGCUGGUGUUAAAAGUGUCCGGGAACGAAGUGACGACAGGAAGCUCCAGUUUAGACACUUUUUACGAGGACCAGCUGGCAGACGGAGACAAAACCAAGGAGAAAAAGAAGAAAAAGAAAAAGGACAAAGAAAGAAGCUUCUCAUCACCAGGGGAAGAAAGAGGGAAGAAGAAGAUGACGAAGAAGAAAAAAGGGCAAGUAGCAGAGGGAGAAAACGACAGAGAUCCCUGCAGGACCCCUAUACGUUCAGAGCUGGAUAAACUAGAAGCUGAAAAAGAGCAGAGCCCUCUGCAGGAAGCUUUGAAUCAGCUCAUUAGGCAGCUUCAAAGGAAAGACCCCAACGCGUUCUUCACGUUUCCAGUGACAGACCUCAUUGCACCUGGUUAUUCUUCAAUCAUCAGACGCCCUAUGGACUUCAGUUCAAUGAAGGAGAAAGUAAAGAAAGAAUGCUACCAGUCUUUGGAUGAACUCAAGAUGGAUUUUAGGAUCAUGUGUCAGAAUGCCAUGAUUUACAACAAACCUGAAACGAUCUACCACAAAGCAGCUAGAAAACUUUUACAUUCUGGGUUGAAGAUCCUGAGCCAGGAGCGGCUGGACAGCCUGAAGCAGAGCAUAGAUUUCAUGUCGGGCCUCGAUCCUUCCACCAGACAGCCUCUGAAGUCAGAGGAACAAGUGGCCGGCAGCCUGGACCAGAACAAGGAGGGAGCAGCGAGCUCGGGGAGCAGCGAGCGCUCGCAGACACCCAGCACGCCCAGACAGGACAAAGACAUCAAGGACGAAGCAGCAAAGGCUGAGAAAGAGCUAGAGGAAAUCCGCAAGGUCAUCGUGGACUCUGGAGGAAAGCUGUCUAACAGAGUGCUGCAGUGUGAUUUGGAGUUUGUGAGGCAGAAGUCUGAUGGCUCCACCACUCUGGCUAUCCUCAACCCAGCUGAUCCCUCACCGGGGGAUGUGGGCUACUGUCCGGUGAAGCUGGGCAUGAUGUCCAACCGGCUGCAGAACGGUGUGAACGCUCUGCAGAACUUCAGGGAGGACAAGAGGAACAGGAUGACUCCAGUGUCCUAUUUAAACUACGGGCCGUUCACGUCCUACGCGCCCACCUUCGACUCGAGUUUCGCCAACAUCAGCAAGGAGAACUCUGACCUCAUCUUCUCCGUCUACGGAGAGGAGUCCAGUCUGCAGGGGUCAGACAGCUUGUCUGACUUCCUGGCCAAAUCAGAUGAGUACGUGUACAAGCUGGCAGACAAUCUUCUGGACGCUAUGACCAACGGAGAGCAUUCAAGAGCCCUGAAGGAGGCUGAGCUGCAGCCAGAGGAGACCACAAACACACAGGAGGACAAGRGUGACCUGGAGGUACCGGAGCCCGACUCGUCCACCAAGCUGGACUUCCUGCGCUCUGCUGCGGGCCUGGAGACGGAGGAGGAGCUCUCUGGGGAGGCGCUCCACUUCCAGCAGAAACUGGACGAGACUACAAAGCUGCUGCGCGACUUGCAGGAAGCUCAGAGGGAGCGUCUGAGUGCCAAGCAGCCUCCUAACAUGAUCUGCCUUCUGGCUCCCACUGCCAAGGAGCUGGAGCUGGCUGAGAAGGUGACAGGAAACCUGACCCAGCUGACUGGUCAAGUGGCCCCACGUGACGUCAGCAGCAUCCACAGCAUCAGGAAGGCUAUGGGUGUUGCUGUCCCUCCAGAGGAGUUACCGGAGCCCCUCAUAGACCUCACUACAGUGAUGGAGACGAGUGAAUCGAUGGAGAUUUUACCAACCUGCUCAGAUGUUCCACUGGUCACUGUGAAAUAAUCUUCAACCAUCCACAUUCAAUGUAAUAACUUAAAUUUUGUAAAAAAAGUGUUUUUUGUGUUAAUCAAUAAACUUUUUUUUUUUAAUAAAAC